GCGCGUGUGAUGUGUUUGUGUAUCCUCAGUGUUUUUCUCUCUUGCAUGUUUCAUUGAGUGUAAACGGAGUCUUGUCUCUGUGUAUUUAAGUGUUGAGACGUUGAUGAUGAGAUGUGCUGUAAAUAAGUAUGAACUGAUCUGUCCAUGCUGGAUAUAUUGAUGAUUUCAUCACAGAAAUCUCUCAGCUGAAGAAAGAGGUGGAGUUACUGGAGACAAUGCUGAGGUCAAGAGGAGAUUUAGCAAUGAAUCGAGAGAAUGUGGAUUGUUGUGAAUCUUCAGUGUAUGUGACUGAUGAUGGGAGUCUGGAUUCAGUGUGGAUGAGCAGAGAUCAGAGCCGCACACCACAGCCACUGCUGGACUCUAAACUCUCUGAAGAGAAAUCCAGACACACACAGGACUCCGAUCUCAGUCUGACUUUACUCUGUUAUACUGAGUCAAAGCCCACAGACACUCAGGACACUACAGUGUGUGACAGUAAACAGAGCUUACAGGAGGAUCAAACCUCCACAGAGUCUCUGGAUUCUGUCUGUAACGCUGGAGAACAGCAGCAGAUCCUGCAGACCACACUGAAGAUGUGUUCAGUCAAACUCAUCGACUGCACGAACCUCAUGAUGAAGAUUAAAACUGAACCCACAGAAAUUAAAACUGAACCCACAGAAAUCAAAUCUGAACCCACAGAAAUCAAAUCUGAACCCACAGAAAUCAAAUCUGAACCCACAGAAAUCAAAUCUGAACCCACAGAAAUCAAAACUGAACACACAGAAAUCAAAACUGAACACACAGAAGAGGAAGAUCGUACUGAGGAAGAUGAUGAUUUUAUUCCAUCAGAUGUGAAGAGUGAUUCAUGUUUGGAUAUAGAAAUAACGUCCUCAACAUCAAAAGAGCGACUGACAGCACAAACUCUUUCCUGCAUCACCUGUGGAAAGACAUUCAGCUCACCGAGACUUUUAGAGCGACAUGAGAGAAAACACACAGAACAGAAACUCUUCACCGGAUCUGAGAUCAGCUUUACUACCUUACAAGAGAAGAAACUUCAUUCAGAAGACCACAGAGAGAAGAAGAAGAAGAAGCAGUUUCACUGUGAGCAGUGUGGGAAGAUUUGUGUCUCUUCCUCUGAUCUAAAUGUUCACAUGAGGACACACAGUGGUGAAAAGCCUUUCAACUGCACUGAAUGUGGAAAAUACUUCAAAACCAAACCAAAUCUUAAAGUUCAUCAGAGACUUCAUACUGGAGAAAAACCUUUCAAAUGCUCUCAGUGUGACAUGGCGUUUGCUUGUCCAAGUAAUUUAAGAUUUCAUCAGAGAGUUCACACUGGAGAGAAACCUCAUCACUGUAGUGUCUGUGGGAAGAGUUUUAGUCUAAAGUCUAACUUACUAAAGCACCUGAGAGUUCAUACAGGUGAAAAACCUUACAAAUGCUCUCAGUGUGACAAGACGUUUGCUCAGUCAGCUCAUGUAAAAGUCCAUCAGAGGGUUCACACUGGAGAGAAACCUUACGUCUGCACUCAAUGUGGAAAGCGCUUCUCUAAUUCAUCUCAUUUCAGAGUUCAUCAAAGAGUUCAUACUGGAAAGAAACCUCAUCACUGUAGUGUCUGUGGGAAGAGUUUCUUUAAUUUACCUCAAUUCAGAGUUCAUCAAAGAGUUCACACUGGAGAGAAACCUUACGUCUGCACUCAAUGUGGAAAGCGCUUCUCUAAUUCAUCUCAAUUCAGAGUUCAUCAAAGAGUUCAUACUGGAGAGAAACCUUAUCACUGUAGUGUCUGUGGGAAGAGUUUCUUUAAUUUACCUCAAUUCAGAGUUCAUCAAAGAGUUCACACUGGAGAGAAACCUUACGUCUGCACUCAAUGUGGAAAGCGCUUCUCUAAUUCAUCUCAAUUCAGAGUUCAUCAAAGAGUUCAUACUGGAGAGAAACCUCAUCACUGUAGUGUCUGUGGGAAGAGUUUUAGUCUAAAGUCUAACUUACUAAAGCACCAGAGAGUUCAUACAGGUGAAAAACCUUACAAAUGCUCUCAGUGUGACAAGACGUUUGCUUAUUCAGGUCACUUCAAAGUCCAUCAGAGAGUUCAUACUGGAGAGAAACCUUAUCACUGUAGUCUCUGUGGGAAGAGUUUUAGUGUAAAGCAUACCUUACUAAAGCACCAGAGAGUUCAUACAGGUGAAAAACCUUACAAAUGCUCUCAGUGUGACAAGACGUUUGCUCAGUCAGCUCAUGUAAAAGUCCAUCAGAGGGUUCACACUGGAGAGAAACCUUACGUCUGCACUCAAUGAGUGCGUUUACAUGAACAGUCUUACGCCGAUUAUGCUUAAUAAACUGAUAACACGUGGGGUCAUGUAAACGCGUAAAGCCGUUUUCUUUAAUCGGGGAAAGCCCAUAAACAGCGUAAGCAAAAACCGAUCGGCACAGGUAGUUUUUUGCUCAUUACGCCGAUUUCGCGUGGCAUGUAAACACCUUAACCGGCUUUCUCACGGUUUUGUCCAUGUGCGCAUGUCUCCGCGUAUGAAAGAUAAACGUCCCACGCGGAAGUAAGCGCAAGGUAACGCAUAAAAGUCUCCGCUCGACUAAAGCAGUUGGCAGAGAAACUGUGAAAAUAAAAGCUCAUGUUACAUUUACAGGUUCUGCAGACACGAGGAGAGAUACAACAGUAAUUAAUACAGAUAUGUCGUUUACUUUUUGAACGACUAUUGUGUACUAUAGGUGGUGACGUCACUGCCUGCGAGAAAACUGAUAAUUCUUCAAGUCCCAUGUAAACGCAGUUAUCCGCAUAGCUGGCUUACUGAUUUGCAUGUAAACGCAUGAAAACAGUUUUCUGUAAUAAGCAGAUUUUUGAUAGAUAACCGCUUAUUCUGUGCAUGUAAACAUACUCAAUGUGUAUCUCAAUGUGAAUCUCUAAUUCAUCUCAAUUCAGAGUUCAUCAAAGAGUUCAUACUGGAGAGAAACCUUAUCACUGUAGUGUUUCUGGGAAGAGUUUUAGUCAAGGGUCUUCAUUACUAAUGGCGCUUUUCCAUUGCAUAGUACCCCACGGUUUAGUUUAGUUUGGGUCGGGUCAGCUCACCUCACUUUGGCGUGGUUAGCUUUUCCAUCGAGUUUAGUAUCACUUCGGAGUGGGAGGGAUUAUAGGCGUGUCGUUAUAUUUACGCUGCCUACUGCUGUGACAUCAUACACGUGAGAGCGUUGUUGUACAUUCCCAUACAUUCAUUUAUUUCUCAGUCUGCCACAAAAUUAAAAUUGGCCACCACAAAUAGAUGUUUGCACAUCGCGUUUAUAACUACCUCUGUCUCACAUGACAGUUUCUGUU
This is a messenger RNA of Paramisgurnus dabryanus, 3295 nucleotides long. RefSeq lists its product as uncharacterized. The record is from RefSeq and is a predicted model, not a curated record. Gene Ontology annotation, molecular function: DNA-binding transcription factor activity; RNA polymerase II cis-regulatory region sequence-specific DNA binding. Lineage: Eukaryota; Metazoa; Chordata; Actinopteri; Cypriniformes; Cobitidae. Gene Ontology annotation, biological process: regulation of transcription by RNA polymerase II.